Hipposideros armiger (great roundleaf bat) is the source of this 4443-nucleotide messenger RNA. RefSeq names its product nebulin related anchoring protein (gene NRAP). NCBI's taxonomy places the organism in Eukaryota, Metazoa, Chordata, Mammalia, Chiroptera, Hipposideridae. The transcript is spliced from 32 exons. Gene Ontology annotation, cellular component: Z disc. Gene Ontology annotation, biological process: cardiac muscle thin filament assembly. Gene Ontology annotation, molecular function: actin filament binding. The record is from RefSeq and is a predicted model, not a curated record. The coding region runs from base 220 to 4284 and encodes 1354 amino acids.
GCUGAGUGAGUCGCCAGAAUAGACCCUUGAGUAAGUGGCAGCUUUAAAAACCAUCCAGCUGCUGACUUCAGACUAGAAAGUCAGCAAAGGAACGUGGAAGUUGGAUUCCGAGCGAUUAAGGUGCCCCCAGAAUUUAACAGUGGUCGGGAUUUGCGAGAUUUGAGCAACUAGCCUGAGGCAUCUCCUGUUACCUGUCUUUUUGUCUUCUCGGAAGUCAAGAUGAAUGUCCAGGCUUGCUCUAGGUGUGGGUACGGAGUGUAUCCUGCUGAGAAGAUCAGCUGUCUAGAUCAGAUAUGGCAUAAAGCGUGUUUUCACUGUGAAGUUUGCAAGAUGAUGCUAUCGGUUAAUAACUUUGUGAGUCACCAGAAAAAGCCAUACUGUCAUGCAUCGACCCAGCAGGGUUACUUGGAGGAAUAUGACCAGCACAGAGGGAAGGGCAGCUUCCCUGCCAUGAUCACCCCGGCUUAUCAGAACGCCAAGAAAGCCAACGAACUCGCUAGUGAUGUAAGUGUGAGGUACACAGAGGACUAUGAACAGCAGAGAGGCAAAGGCAGUUUUCCUGCUCUGAUCACACCUGCUUAUCAGAUAGCCAAAAGAGCCAAUGAGCUGGCGAGUGACGUGAGAUACCAUCAACAAUAUGAAAGAGAAAUUAAGGGAAUGGCUGGUCCAGCCGCUGGAGCUGAGGGUACUUUGACAAAGGAAUAUGUGGAUCAGUAUGGCCAGAAUAAAUAUAAAGAAAACUACCAGAACCACGUGAGAGGGCGCUAUGAAGGAGUUGGCAUGGACAAACGGACUCUUCAUGCUAUGAAAGUUGGAAGUCUGGCAAGCAACGUCACCUACAAAGCUGAUUAUAAACAUGAUGUUGUUGACUACAACUACCCAGCUACUUUGACUCCCUCCUAUCAAACAACGGUGAAACUGGUUCCCUUGAAAGACGUCAACUACAGGCAAAGCAUCGACAAGCUGAAGUAUAGCUCUGUGACCAACACGCCUCAGAUUAUUCAAGCCAAAAUCAAUGCCCAGCAGCUGAGUCAUGUGAAUUACCGCGCUGACUAUGAGAAAAAUAAGCUGAAUUACACAUUGCCCCAGGAUGUACCUCAGCUGGUGAAGGCCAAAACCAAUGCCGAACUCUUUAGUGAGGUUAAGUACAAAGAAGGCUGGGAGAAGACCAAGGGGAAAGGAUUUGAAAUGAAGCUGGAUGCCAUGUCUCUGCUGGCCGCCAAAGCUUCCGGAGAGCUUGCUAGCAAUAUUAAAUACAAAGAAGAAUAUGAAAAAACCAAAGGCAAAGUCAUGGGAACGACAGACUCUAGGCUUCUGCACUCCCUGCAGGUUGCCAAGAUGAGCAGCGAGGUGGAAUACAAGAAAGGCUUUGAAGAGAGUAAGACCCACUUUCACCUGCCGAUGGAUAUGGUAAACAUCACGCAUGCUAAGAAGGCCCAGGCCCUGGCCAGUGACGUGGACUAUAGGAAAAAACUGCAUGAGUACACUGUGCUGCCUGAAGAUAUGAAGACUCGGUGGGCCAAGAAAGCCUACGGGCUCCAGAGUGAGCUACAAUACAGAGCCGACCUGGCGUGGAUGAAAGGCGUGGGGUGGCUGACCGAGGGCAGCCUCAAUUUGGAACAGGCCAAGAAGGCUGGACAGCUGGUCAGCGAGAAAAACUACAGGCAGAGGGUGGAUGAGAUGAAGUUCACCAGUGUGGCCGACAGCGCCCAGAUGGAACACGCCAAGAAAAGCCAGGAGCUGCAGAGCGGGGUGGUCUACAAGGCAGGACACGAGCAGUCCCUCCAUCAGUACAGCAUCAGCAAAGACGAGCCUGUCUUCCUACAGGCCCGAGCCAACGCUGCCAAUCUCAGCGAGAAACUGUAUAAGAGCAGCUGGGAGAACCAGAAGGCAAAAGGGUUUGAGCUGCGUCUUGAUUCUUUGGCUUUCCUGGCAGCCAAAGCCAAGAGGGACCUGGCCAGCGAGGUGAAGUACAAGGAAGAUUAUGAGAGGUCCAGAGGGAAGCUUCUCGGGGCAAAGGGUGCCCAGGGAGAUUCUCAAAUGAGCCACUCGCUGCAAAUGUCCAAGCUGCAGAGUGAACUGGAGUACAAGAAGGGAUUCGAAGACACCAGAUCCCAGUGUCACGUCUCCCUGGACAUGCUGCACCUUGUGCACGCCCGUAGGGCUCAGCAUUUAGCCACAGACAUAGGCUACAAGACGGCGUCACAUCACUUUACAGCUCUGCCCACAGAUAUGAAGGUGGAAUGGGCCAAGAAGGCUUACGGUUUACAAAGCGAUAACCAAUACAGGGCAGAUGUGAAGUGGAUGAAAGGCACCGGCUGGGUCGCCACCGGGUCAUUAAAUGUGGAGCAGGCGAAGAAGGCAGGAGAACUCAUUAGCGAGAAGAAGUACCGUCAGCAUCCAGAUGCUUUGAAGUUUACCAGUAUUAAAGACACUCCGGAGAUGGUGCAGGCCCGAAUUAGUUACACCCAAGCCGUGGAUCGCCUCUAUAAAGCAGCCGGGGAGGAUGCAAGACACCAGUACACAAUGACCCUGGGUCUGCCCGAGUUUGUCCGAGCGAAAACAAACGCGGCCAAUCUGAGUGACGCAAAAUACCAGGAGUCUUGGCGUAAUCUCCGCGCUCAAGGCUACAAGCUGACAAUAGACGCUCUCCCCUUCCAGGCUGCUCGGGUCUCUGGAGAUAUAGCCAGUGAUUUUCUCUACAGACAUGACUUUGCAAAGGAGCGAGGGAGGCUGAUCGGGGUCCGGAGUGUGAAUGAUGACCCCCGGCUCCAGCACUGCCAGCGGAUGGGCCAACUGCAGAGUGAGCACCAGUACAGGCGGGAGGCGGUGGGCAGCCAGGCCCAGUGCCACCUGCCCAUGGACAUGGUGCACCUGGUCCACGCCAGGAAGGCCCAGGCCCUGGCCAGCGACCAUGACUACAGGACACAGUGCCACGAGUUCACAGCGCUGCCCGAAGACCUGAAGAUGGCCUGUGCCAAGAAAGCUCACGCCCUGCAGAGUGAGAGUAAAUAUCGCCAGCAUCCCCAGUUGUUCAAGUACACAGCUGUGACAGACACUCCCAGCCUCCUUCAGGCAAAACUCAGCAACCAGCUUACCAACGAGAGGUUAUACAAGGAACAAGGAGAGAACAUAAAGCAUCAUUACACGCAGACCGCCGACAUCCCUGAAGUCCUGCUGGCCAAGUUGAAUGCCAUGAACAUCAGUGAGACGCGGUAUAAGGAAUCCUGGAGCAAACUUCGAGAUGGUGGAUAUAAACUGAGGUUGGAUGCCAUCCCAUUCCAGGCUGCAAAGGCCUCUGGUGAAAUCAUAAGUGAUUUGCGCUAUAAGUCAGACCUGACGGCCAUGAAGGGAACAGGAUGGCUGGCACUGAGUUCCCCACAGAUAGAGAGUGCCAAGAAGGCUGGAGAGCUUGUCAGUGAGACCAAAUACCGCAAAAGACCAGACAGCAUCAAGUUCACCUCGGUGGUUGACUCCCCGGACCUGGUUCAUGCCAAGAACAGCUACAUGCACUGCAAUGAGCGCCUGUACCGGUUGGGGGACGCAGAAUCCCUGCACAGAUACACCCUGAUCCCUGACCACCCCGAUUUCAUCAGAGCCCGCCUCAAUGCCCUGCACCUGAGCGAUAAAGUCUACCGAAACUCUUGGGAACAGACCCGGGCUGGUGGCUAUGACUUCAGGCUGGAUGCCAUCCCAUUCCAGACUGCCCGGGCAUCCAGGGAGAUUGCCAGUGACUUUCGGUACAGAGAAGCCUUCCUACGGGACCGGGGCCUGCAGAUCGGGUACCGCAGCAUCAAUGAUGACCCAAGGAUGAGGCACUUCCUCAGUGUCGGCAAACUCCAGAGUGACAAUGAGUACAGGAAGGACUUUGCUAAGAGUCGGUCCCAGUUCCACAGCCGCCCAGACCAGCCCGGCUUCCUCCAGGCCAAGAGGAGCCAGCAGCUGGCUAGCGACGUGCGUUAUCGGCAGCCGCUGCCCCAGCCCACCUGCGACCCGGAGCAGCUGGGCCUGAAGCACGCACAGAAGGCGCACCAGCUGCAGAGUGAUGUCAAGUACAAAUCAGACUUGAACCUGACCAGAGGUAUUGGCUGGACCCCUCCUGGCUCCUACAAAGUGGAAAUGGCUCGGCGGGCUGCAGAACUGGCCAACGCAAGGAGCUGGAGUCCCCAGGGGGCUUACGGGGGGCCAGAGGUUGUGGCGACUGGAGAUAAUCAGAGGGGGGAUGUGAACCCAGAUGCCGCUGAGAUUCUGCACGUCAAAAGGAGGAAGGCUCUGCUGUUGUGAGCAAGGGGUGUCCACCCGGGAUUCUCGAAAGAGAAGCUGAAGAGGAAAUUUGCACACCAGAGACAUGCUCAGAUGGCUUCAGCUUGAGCGAGCUGUAAAAAAAAUGGCACCCCGGCCCAUCCCCUGAUCUGCCUUUAUUAAAAUAACAAUUCUGUGAAA